AAACCUUUAGUAAACGUUAGUUUGCCGUCAUUACCUCCGGCAAAAUAUCCACUAUCUAAAAAAAUACUUGGUGCGCCCUCUACUGACAGGAAAGUGUAUGAUCGAUCACGCGUCACGUACGCCAUUUCCAUACGAACACCGUGAUUUUACCGGCAACUGUGAAGGUUCAGUCAUGGCUGUCAACAUGCUGAGGGUAACUAGCAGGCGCUUUGUGGCCUCUACCUGCCAGCGAUCGAGCUCCACGUUGGCCUACGCUGAUCGUCUGGACUACCCGGCCCCGCCAUGUCGCUUCGUCGAUGAUGUAGACCUCUCGGCCGACAUGCAGUCACUGAAGGCCAAGGAGCAAGGCGACUGGAAGAGCCUGUCUGUAGACGAGAAGAGAGCCUUGUACAGGUUGAGUUUUGAUAAGAGUUACUCCGAGAUGCGAGCGCCUACUGGCGAAUGGAAGUACAUCAUCGGCGGGGUCUUUGGACUGCUCUCCGUCGCUAUUUUCUUUUAUGGUCUACAGAAAAAAUUUAUUGCCCCGCCCCUGCCGAUAACGAUGACUAAAGAGUGGCAGCAGGACCAGAUGAAGUACAACAUCGCCAUCCGCAAUAACCCAGUCACUGGCCUUGCGUCCAAAUGGGACUACGAAAAGAACGACUGGAAGAAGUGAUGACAGGAGAAUCCCAGGAAGAAUAAGUUUCAAUUUAGGUACAAUUACUGUCCAGAUAUGAGCGGAUUUUAUAUAGGGCAUCCUGGUUGUAAUGUGUUGAAUGUUUAGAACAGAUUUUAGAACACGUCAUUUUUCGUAAUUAAUUUGAAUAGAUUUGGAAAAAGACUUGUGCUUUCAUAUCCUCUAAAAUCACUAUGAAAUCAACUGUGAUGACAUUAAAGAAUAUGAAACAAAAUUUACAAAUGUAAACUGGGUUUUUGUUUGGCCUACUACAGUGUACCUUGAAUGUGAGAUGCUACUCGUGUGGAUAUUAAACUAUGUAGGGAUGCAAAGUUCAUUUCAAACUCCGAGUAUAAAACCGUGUUUUUGCAUCUUGUAAUACACCUGUCACCCCAAAACAUAUUUAACUGUUUUGUACAUGCAUUUAGCACUGGAAUCUUAUCCCGCGAAUGGAGCACAGAAUAAAGUAGUGCGUCAGUGUGUGGGACACAGACGCGCUACAUUUUCCGUGUUCCACGAGCGAGAGUGGAAAAGCGAAUUUAUCUUCAAGCAAACUUGACGCACUGUAAAGUUGGAACGAGCACGCUUUACACGAGCAUGCUUUUCAGCGGUUAUACUACACGUGCGUGCAGCAAGAAUGGUAUGCACAUCUUGGAAUAGCAUGAUAAGCUGUGGACCGUGGUAUAUGGGAUAAUGUAGCAUGGGGGGUUGUCAUGGAUUGAUCAGGAACAAGGAUUCAAGUUAGCUUGAAGAUGAAAUUCAUUGCCACCACUUCAUAACAAAAUGACAAUUCUCUUACCAAAUCUUUCAUUUUUUUGAGAAAGGAUGCAUGCUUUGAUUUUAGGGCAACUGACUGCAGAGAUUAAACCUUAUUUGAUCCAUCCUGAACACAAUACACUUUUAACCACUUAACUUUAUUUACGUGUGCAGUGUUCGAUACAUAAUAAAAUGUUUUCGUUUGUUCAAAAACUUA
Messenger RNA from Patiria miniata (bat star), 1628 nucleotides. RefSeq names its product cytochrome c oxidase subunit 4 isoform 1, mitochondrial-like. NCBI's taxonomy places the organism in Eukaryota, Metazoa, Echinodermata, Asteroidea, Valvatida, Asterinidae. Gene Ontology annotation, biological process: mitochondrial electron transport, cytochrome c to oxygen. The coding region runs from base 98 to 655 and encodes 185 amino acids. The record is from RefSeq and is a predicted model, not a curated record. The transcript has 4 exons.